AUGAAGGUGCGAAGCAUGAGGGAUGCGUUCGACGCAGAACGUAAGGCCGACAACGGAGUGUUCAACGACGCCCAGCUGUUCGUUUCGCACCUCCAGCAGAGCGAGGCUUUCAUGAGGUUCAAGGCAGACGAGCAGGGCCGCAUCACGUCCAUCGCCUGGGCAUAUCAGCAGCAGAAGUACAACGCCGUACGAUACCACUCCGUCAUCGUCCAGGACAACACGUUCAACACGAACAUAUACAAGUUCCAUCUUGCAUUGAUAGUCGUGGUGGACAAGGAGAACCACAGCCAGAUUGCGAUGCAAGCUCUGCUGUCAGACGAGCGGUCGGAAUCCUUCGAGUUCGUCUUCGAGUCGUUCAAGCAGCUCUGCGAAGGAGGAACCCCGGAGGUGGUCUUCACUGACUGUGACGCAGCCGCGAUGUUGGCAAUCGCGAAGGUCUAUCCAUCGGCCCUGAACAAGUUGUGCAUCUGGCACACCAUGGGGAACAUCCGGGAGCAUGGGGGGGGUCUUGAGAAGGGUGUCCUGGGUCAGGUUCUUCAACUUUUCAAGGCAGCGGCGUACGCGCAAACGGAGGAGUAUUUCCUGCAAUGUAAAGGGGCGCUCCUCGACCUCUUGCCCCCGGAGAGCAAGAUGUACGAGUACAUGGAGAAGAACAUCUUCGGCACAGGGUUCCGUCAGUUGGUGACGUCGUCCGUCUCGUGCCCACUAAGUUUGAGCCGUCCCGUAACGUGUGACAGGCGGGCUGGCAAAUGGGCGUCGUACGUCCACCCUGGGCUGCACACUCUCGGCAUUGCCUCCACGCAGCGUGUUGAGUCGAUGAAUGCUGCGGUGAAGAAGCUGGUGACCAGGAAGGGCGACAUGGUCGACCUCGGCCGAGCGCUCCUAGGCAAGGUUCAGGAUGACAUCAACAGGACCCAAAGACGAAACCUGGGAGGAACGGUCGCCCGAGUGGCUGUGCAGGGACACUCGUAUGUGGAAAGCUUCAGGACCAAGCACCUGCGAACGUUCAACUUCGUCCUGAACGCAGUGAAGUACGAGCAGUGCAGCCAGCACGCCACGGAGGACACUGAAGCACAGAUCCUCGGGGCUCUCAGUUACGAGGCGAUACCUGUCGUGCGUGACGAAGAGGCGGCGCGGAGACUGUUCGAGGAGUUGGUGGCAGACCCGACGAAGGCGAACCUCACGUACGACACCGGCUCCGGAGAGUUGGUGGACCCUUCAAUACCGACGUCCGAAGCCGCUGGUGUCUCCAUGGUGUCCCGCACAUCCGUGCCUCACUUCGCGGAGUUACUUCGUGACCAGAACGUCCACACGGUGGUGCGCAUCACACCGAUGUCUACGGCGUCCGAGUGCGGUCACCUCGUCGCCCUUGGACCGGACGGCUUCUUCCUCUGCACGUGCCUGCGGCAGCUCGUCUACGGGCUACUUUGCCCGCACGCCAUCAAGGGAGACGCCGGGGACCCUGGUCGGGGGGGGCGCGGCCGGGGGGGAAAGGGGUCUACCGGAAGAGGACGGGCAGGGGAAAAGGGUGACCCUGGAAGCAGCAGCCAGGGAAGCGGUGGCGGUGGAAACGGCGGCCGGCGAAGCGGUGGCAGGGGCGGAGGGACAGGCCACGGGCGCGCAGGGGGGGGCGUAAACUCUGCUGGUUUCGCUACGGGUUCGCCGAGCGGUACCACGGGGGUUCGCCGAGCGUCCCACCCUCCGGCAGGAUCGGACACCACCAGCGCCGCGCCUAUCGGCUUCCAGGCGGCACCCGUCAACGGGGCGCACACGUCCGAGGGCUUGGCGUUGCCGUUUCGUGCCCUGGACAACGUGGACGUUUCUCGUCGCGGGGGGGGGCAGGCUUCGCCACCGUUCCAGACGACCGCCCAUCUUGUUCAGUUGGGGCGUCUGCAACCACCGCCCCGUAAGAAGCAAACGGGGCCCAGCAAACGACACAAAAGUAGUAGUGCGCCGUAGUGGAGGAGACCGUUUACCUGUAGGACACGUCAGGAAAAUGUAAAGCGUGUUGCCGAUGCCUUACUCGGCGUUGCAUUCGCUUUGUUACCGUUGGCGCGUGUUGGUUUGCGCGCGCGUGUGGAUGUGUGUUGCGUGUGUUGGGGGGUCUGCCAACAGCAUCUGUUGUGUCGGAUUGGUAUUAUUUCCUUCGGUAGCCGGCCCGCCGCAGCAAGGAGAAGGGGGAUUCGCUUGGAAAACCAUUGCCGGGUGGCAGGGGUGGAGGGGCAAGAGUCUCUCGACCCCGCGGAGUCUUCGUUCUUCCCCGUGUCCGAUAUGUUUUGAGUUUUUUUUUGCGCGUUGGAUGAGAGUACCGCUGGUCCCUUUAUCAUGACCACUCAUUGGAAUUAAGUUGCAGCCUUGAUUCGGCGUCGUGAUGGUGUAUCUUCUUUGCCCGUUGACAUUUUAUGCGGUUUCCCUAGAGCUCUCCGGUUUUGAAAGUACUCGCGUGUUCAUGUUGGCAGUUGUCAUGAUGCUCCAAGAAUCAUAUGAUACAAACCAACUUUUCUUCUC
Molecule: messenger RNA, 2508 nt
Organism: Ectocarpus siliculosus
Lineage: Eukaryota; Phaeophyceae; Ectocarpales; Ectocarpaceae
Source: the annotation of a GenBank genome assembly